UCACGCGGGUCACGCGUCUCCCACACGCAGCGAGCGCAUCUUCUUCUCUUCUCCGCUGCGUCGCCGCCGGACAGCAGCGCCGAAACGAUGGAGGGUUGGGACAAGGGGACGAAGAGCACGGUGGGUGAGAUCCCGCUGCUGGCAACGCGGGCGGGUCCGCGGGACGGCGAGGCGUGGCGGCAGCGGCUGAAGGAGGAGUACCGCGCGCUGAUCGCCUACACGUCGGUGAACAAGGCCAAGGACAACGACUGGUUCCGCAUCGCCGCAGCCAACCCGGAGGGCACCCGCUGGGAGGGUACCUGCUGGUACGUCCACAACCUCCGCCGCUACGAGUUCCCGCUCCAGUUCGACAUCCCCGUCGCCUACCCCCAGGUCGCCCCCGAGAUCGAGCUCCCCACCCUCGACGGCAAGACCCACAAGAUGUACAGGGGAGGGAAGAUCUGCCUCACCGUGCACUUCAAGCCGCUGUGGGCUAAGAACUGCCCGAGGUUCGGGAUCGCGCACGCGCUGUGCCUCGGCCUCGCGCCUUGGCUCGCGGCGGAGGUCCCGAUCCUGAUCGACUCGGGCAUGGUGAAGCACAAGGAUGACGAGGCGGCUCCUGCCGAGGCAUCUGCUUCUGCUGCUCCAUCUUCCUAGUUGCAACUUGCAACAGAGUUGUUGUCUGAUGAGCCAAGUAAUGAUUGGAAAUCAACUCGGUGGUGAACCACCAAAUAAGAGCAAUACUUGCAUGCCUAAACAGCAUGUUCCAUGUUUGCUGAUUGCUGACUGUGAUUUGGUGCUCUUGGAUGCACUAGUUUUGUAGGCCAUCUGACUAAUACCAUCUGAGAAAACUGAAUUGCUUAACAAAGUAGUCCGGAUAGUUUCAUUGGUUGGAUGCCAUAUCUGUUCGUGGAUUUUAGUUUUUUUGCAGAUUCUUUUAGUAAUUCACCAUUUUUUGUUGGAUGUGUAGUCAUCUGUGGUGCAGCUGUAUUUGAGAUUUGCAAUUGCUUAAUAUUUUUCUAGAAA
This is a messenger RNA of Panicum virgatum (switchgrass), 1005 nucleotides long. RefSeq names its product ubiquitin-fold modifier-conjugating enzyme 1-like. Bases 88 to 636 code for a protein of 182 amino acids. The transcript has 2 exons. Gene Ontology annotation, biological process: protein K69-linked ufmylation. Gene Ontology annotation, cellular component: cytoplasm. The record is from RefSeq and is a predicted model, not a curated record. Gene Ontology annotation, molecular function: UFM1 conjugating enzyme activity. Lineage: Eukaryota; Viridiplantae; Streptophyta; Magnoliopsida; Poales; Poaceae.